Messenger RNA from Entrophospora sp. SA101, 294 nucleotides. NCBI's taxonomy places the organism in Eukaryota, Fungi, Glomeromycota, Glomeromycetes, Entrophosporales, Entrophosporaceae. The record is from the annotation of a GenBank genome assembly.
AUGCCUCAUGAUGAGGCAAAGUUAGAGCGUACUUUUGAUAUUAAUGGUGACGGUAUUCUAAAGGUGACAGCUAAAGAUAAAGCAACUGGUCCAACUGAAAUCAAACAUAUGAUUGCUGAAUCUAAGAAACUCAAAGAAGAAGAUAAACAAAGUCAAGAACGUGUUGAAGCUAAACAAGAACAUGAAAACGAUGUUUACCAGAUUGAAAAUACACUCAAUAAACCAAACGUUGCUUUGGAAUUAAAACGCAACAAUAAAGUAACAAUUGAAUCUGCGUUAUCAGUAUUCUCGUAG